UCACGGACCAUUGUGAAUGCAAUGCAGUACGACGAUGUGGUGUGUCUUUUUAGUUCGUGUUAUUCGGUCUCCUAAAUUGUAUCUAUAAAUAUAACAUUUUUAUUUUUAUGGUUAUUAAUAUAUAUAAAUAUAUAUAAAUACGUGCGCAUAAAUUUAUAAAUAUUUUAUAAAUAUUUAAGUUAUAGUAUACAACGUAUAAUAGGUACUCAUUUUCGUAAUUUUUCAAGUAUGAAUGAAUGGAAAGCUCACCGUGCAACAUUUAAGUGAUUAAACGUAGUGCGAUAGUCAAUAUGUUCGAUUAAAAAUUGUGACCGAGACACGAUUCAGGCAUGAAUAUUAAUUUUGCUGUGUUUAUUUGUGUAUUACUAACUGUUAAUGGCGUUACGCGAGCGUAUGCCGGACAUGCUUCAAGUAUAAAAUCACAUUUCAAAGAGUCAUCGUCGUACGCACAACAGGUGCCGUGGACGCCGCCGGAAUCGUCUGGCGGCGCUGUAGGGGUCGGGGGCGUCGAUGUCUCCGUAAGUGAAAUGGGAACGAUGGUAGGCGGCAGCGGCGGAUCGAUGAGCAUGAUGGGAGACCCGUUGCUCUUGUCGCCGUCGUCGUCGCCUAUGCCUCCGUCGUUGCCUACAGAUCCGCCGCCAAAGUGUAACAACGUGACCGGUCUUUCUGCCGGUCAGGCCAAGCUGUGUCUGCUCUACGAGGAACAUUUGGCCUCCAUUCGGUACGGCGUACAAGCUGGACUCGCCGAAUGCCGAGCGCAAUUCUUGCAUCGACGGUGGAACUGUUCCAUGACUGCCGAGAACGUCGGUGCGCCGUUCCUCGGACCCGAUUUGCAAACAAGCAGCCGCGAGGCAGCAUUCGUGCAAGCGAUCAAAGCAGCCGGCGUUGCGCACGCUAUGGCCCGUGCCUGCAGAGACGGUCGUUUAAACACGUGCAGUUGCUCUAGAUCGGGGAGGCCAAAGGAUUUGAGAAGAGAUUGGGUUUGGGGCGGUUGUGGAGAUAACAUGGAAUACGGAUACAAGUUCACUAAAGUGUUUUUGGACGUUAAGGAAAAAGAGAAACGGUGGAAAAAGGGCUCUCCAGAACAAGGUCGAAAUUUGAUGAACCUGCACAACAAUGAGGCUGGUAGACGGGCUGUACUCAAGAAGUCCAGAGUCACGUGCAAAUGCCAUGGUGUUUCCGGUUCAUGCAGUUUGAUUACGUGUUGGCAGCAAUUACCGUCUAUUCGCGAGUUGGGCGAACAUUUGAAAGAAAAGUACGAAGGGGCCAUAGAGGUAAGGGCUACCAGGCGAGGACGGUUGCAGAUCAGAGAUCCUAGAUUCAGUCUACCGACGGCAAGCGAUCUCGUCUAUAUCGACGACUCACCCAACUACUGCAUCAGAAACAUUACUGCUGGUUCUAUAGGUACACAUGGCCGAGAAUGCAACCGUACAUCACAUGGAAUGGAUGGUUGCAGUUUAUUAUGUUGUGGUAGGGGCUACAAUACGCAACGAUUGGUCACACGCGAAAAAUGCGAAUGUAAAUUUCAUUGGUGUUGUUAUGUGCAGUGUAAGACAUGUAUCCGUAAUGCUGAAGUGCACACGUGUAAAUAGAGUAAAACAGCGAAAGAAAAAGAACAUUUUAAGAAUUGAA
Molecule: messenger RNA, 1632 nt
Organism: Aphis gossypii (cotton aphid)
Lineage: Eukaryota; Metazoa; Arthropoda; Insecta; Hemiptera; Aphididae
Product: protein Wnt-5b-like
Exons: 7
Coding region: 330-1592 (420 amino acids)
Biological process (GO): cell fate commitment; neuron differentiation; canonical Wnt signaling pathway
Cellular component (GO): extracellular region
Molecular function (GO): frizzled binding; cytokine activity
Source: RefSeq, a predicted model, not a curated record